This is a messenger RNA of Daphnia magna, 3349 nucleotides long. RefSeq names its product MOB kinase activator-like 2 (gene Mob2). Gene Ontology annotation, biological process: signal transduction; positive regulation of protein phosphorylation. The transcript has 8 exons. The coding region runs from base 1148 to 2281 and encodes 377 amino acids. Gene Ontology annotation, molecular function: protein kinase activator activity. NCBI's taxonomy places the organism in Eukaryota, Metazoa, Arthropoda, Branchiopoda, Diplostraca, Daphniidae. The record is from RefSeq and is a predicted model, not a curated record. Gene Ontology annotation, cellular component: nucleus; cytoplasm.
GACACGAUGGCCAGCUGUCCCGGUUUCUCAACUUUCCAUUCUUGUAGGUACCUCCUUUCAAUGGUAGCGCGCGCAAAUCUCGAAUGCUUGUAGGGGAAUAUUCAAAAGAGAGAGGUAGGACAAAAGGGACACAGACUGGAAAAAAAAUUUAAAAGAACCGGUGCCGAUGCGUUUUUGUGUUAAAAAAAAAAAAAUGAUUGCUCGUUAAAAAAAAAUCGGCUGCAGUAGGUCAGGUUCAAUAGCAACGAGGACUGUGCUAGAAAACGGGAGGAAAAACAUAUCAACACGAACGUCCUACAUAUUUAGUCGGAUAAAACGAAAACAAGAGAGCCAAUCUGCUGAAACGAAGAAAAGAAAUCGAACCUUGAUUUUUUCGUUCUUCUGGUUUAAUGGCUACGAUUUGUUUUUCUUUUGUGGGGUUUUUACCCACAAAAAAGGACGUCGAGUCAUUGAAUUCAUGUAUUUUUUUUUCUUUCUUUGGGAGGGGGGAGCUGUGCACACAAAUGAUUGACACGAUGUGUGGGUUUUCUUUUUCUAAAUCAAUCAAUUGAAUUGAUAGAUAAAUCAAGAAACAAAAGUAAAUUUCGAAAAUGUGGAGAUUUUUAAUGAAAAGUAAGGGCCGCAGCGGUCUAGACUUGAUGAGUUCAAAUCUGAAGAAGAAAAAAAAAGAAGGAAAAGACAGUGGGGUGGAGAGAAUGGCGUUGUUUUUGGGGAGGCGUGCGGGAGUCACGAACGAAAAGGAGAGAGAAGGCAACGUUCGUCAGUUAUCGCUGGGCUCGGCUACGCUCUAGACGUGUUUGGUUUUCUGCCCCGUGUGCCUUUGUUUUUUCUCAUUUUCAAGUCGACAGUCGUUCGAAUUCGAGGCAGUUUAGUUCACAUUUUGUGUUGGAAAAAGAGAAAGAAAACAUGUCGCUUGUCGUUCGGAGGAAGUGCUGCUUGUUCACGUCAUCAACAGUGCAUCGCCAUCUUGUCAAUUGUUUCGAUUGAAAUCAGCAUUUUUUUUGUUUUUUUCACACCAGAAAUAUUUGAUUGGGGUGUUGUGCGUGGCUAAGUGAGCGAGUCUCGGAUCGUUAAAACAAAAGGAAAACGUUUAGCUAAAUCAACCAGAAAACAUAAUCGAAAAGAGCUGGUGCGGAUGUAGUGAGACAUGUGGUCAGGUGUGAUGGUGUCUCUGAGCAGUUCAGUACCUGUCGUCAAAAUGGAGGGUCUGGUCAAAUUGUGCGCCGAGAGUCUUCAUUUUGUCCUCCUCGGUCUCUGUACCAGGAAGGCGAGGAGGAAAGAGAAGGCGGAUGUGGCCGGCGUGACAGGCGGAUCGAACGCCGGCCUGGGUGGUGGCGGCGGCGGCGGCGGUGGUUUGGGACUGGCCGGUACGGUCUCACUAGCCGGCGGCGGUGGAGGCGUCGGCAACGGGCCUUCGACAUUAGUCGGAGGCCUUGUGGGUCAUACGGCCGCUCACGGCCAGUACGGAGACGCCGAGCACAAGCUCUACCUGGAGUCGACGGUACUCGAACGCAAAGUGCCCGAAGCCGAUCUACGUCAGCUGAUCGAUCUCCCACCUGGACUCGAUCUCAACGAAUGGCUCGCCUCGCAUACGAUUGCGUUUUUUGAACACGUCAACCUCCUCUACGGUGCCGUUUCAGAGUAUUGCACGCCUACCAGCUGUCCCGACAUGCUCGGUCCCGGUCAAAGACAGUAUACGUGGAUUGAUGAACGAGGUAAAAAAAUCCGACUGUCGGCGCCGCAAUACAUCGACUACGUCAUGACGUACGCUCAGCGAACCGUCAACGACGAAGGCAUCUUUCCUACCAAAUUCGCUCACGAAUUCCCGACGACGUACGAGACGGUGUUGAGGAAGAUUCAGCGUUUGCUGUUUCACGUCGUGGCUCACCUGUACCAUCGGCACUUUCGCGAGUUGCUCCUGCUCGGCUUGCACAGUCACCUGCACGGCCUCUUUGCCCAUUUGAUAUUAUUCAAUAGCCGGUUCCGCCUUAUCGACGACAAGGAGACGGAGAUCCUCAAUGACUUGGUCGUCGCCUUACGACUACAAACUACCGACGAUGAUGUAAAAGGCGUAACGCCUUCACCGCAGGUGGCCAACAGCCGAUCCAGUCAGCCGAGUCCACAGCCGGACUCGGCCAGUGCGUCCGGUUUGGACCCAACAACAGCCACCGAUGGUCAUCUAGACGAGUGCGGACAUCACAUCGUUCGUAGCGGAUCGGGUCACGAUCCUCCACUUCACCUAGGCACGUCGGAAGUAGUUUCCACUGUAGAAUCCCGUUAAAAAAAAAAUUGUUUUGUUACGAGGUGCAGAAAGAAAAGACGAAAGAAGCAGCGAAAAAAAAAAAAACGCGAAAAAAAAAAAAUGGAGAAAAGAUAAAGAAAAAAAAAAAAAACAUUUUUUUGUGAUCCUGAAAUAUUUUGAAAGGAUCUUUAGUCAUUCGUUGCAUCCCCUACAAAGAAAAAGAAAAGAAACAAAAAAAAUUCUCUUUACUUUCUUCUAUCCCUCUUGUCCUAUUAACUUCAAUCCUUGACUUGGAGUGUGCGAUUUAUAUAUCCGCCGCCAUUUUUUUUUUCACUUCCGUUUUACAGCGGGAAAAGAAAAGAAAAAAAAGGAGAAAAAAGAGAACCGCACGUUUUAGAUUUCGGUUUUUUUUUGUAUUAUUAUUAUCAUCCUAUUUUUUUUUGUUUACUCUCCUUUUAAAAAUUUGAAAAAUGAAAUGCACACGCGCAUACGAGAGAUAUCAUUUAAAAUAAAAGAAAAAGAAACUGAAAAUCCUAAAUCGAUCACGAAAUCGAUAAGCGAGUGCAAAAAAAAAUCCUUAGCAAAAAUUUGAAAAAAAAAAUGAAAAAUUAAUAUAAAAAAAAAGAGUAAAAAUUAAUUUUCAUUUACGAAGAAGGGGAAGGGAGGGGGGGGAAUUAAAGGAAGUGUGUUUACGUUCUCUCUCAGGGUUUUUUCUGUAUUAGAGAAAUGGGUUUUCUUUUUCUUUUCUUUUUUUUUUUUUUUUAUUAUUUCACAUGUGAUCAUUCCGGAUUCCGGAAGGAUCUUUGAAAGUGUUUUCACGAGUUAUUCGUAGAUUGAAUUUAACAAACAACCAUCAACAACUUCAAAAAAAAAAGAAAAAAAAAUUAUAUUUUUUUUUGAUUUUUUCCAUCGCCAUGUGAUAAAAAGAAAAAAAAUUUUCUUUUGAGUUUCAGACAGAAAAAAAAAAAGAAGAAAACGAAAUCGAUUAAAGGUGUACAUCAAUGCAUCCCGCGUGACACGCAAACCUCUUACGUUGUUUGUAAAUCAUUUUUUGUUAGACCUUUUCAUUGGCAACAAAUUAUGAAAUUUCCCCUCCCAUAAACAAAA